ACCAAAUGUAAAAAUUCAUAGCUUUUACAUUGACUAUAUAUUUAGUCUGCUCUGUGGAUCCAAGUAUGGUGUAAUUGAGCACUGAGAAAAUCGAUGAGCUUUCUUAAAGUAAUUUGGGGAGAUUUAUUAUUGAAAUGGCUCAGACUCAUGCAGAAAUGAGAGGACCUUUAGGUAUGAAUGAGUAAUUAACAUCAAAGAUGAUUUAGUGACUGCAAUUGGCGAUUUAGAAAAUGAACUGACUGCUGAAUUGCAAUAAUUAGAGGAUGAUUUUACUAGAUCAACGAAUUAGCAUCAAAUAACUCAAGAAAACUUAGAUAUUAACAUAGGUCAAACAGAAAUCAACAUCUUUAAUGAGAAAGACUUUAUCGAUGCUAUUUUGUUACCAAGCAUAGAUUAAACUAAUUAAAAGAUAGAUAGAUUGAAUGGGUUCAUUAAUGACAACAGAGACUCAUUGGCUAGAGAAACCUUAAAUAGAUAAAAUUAACAUUAGGCUUAUCUAGACAGAGGUAACACAACUAAAAAAUUGUAGUGAGUGAACAUUAAGGUGCCAUUAGUGCAGUGGAUGAAGCUUUGUAAUUGAUCAAUUCCCUAAUCAACGGAAACAUUGCAUUCACUGAAAAAGCAACAAUCCAUUAGGCUGUCAAAAGAGUCAAUAACAAGAUCGCAAAAACCAGCACUAUUCACCCAGUUGUUGAAGCCUUAUUGUAAUUGACUCAGAACUUCUCAGAUCAAGGACAAGCCUAGAAAAUUAGAGACUUGCUAUAAGACACUAGAAACCAAUUGGUUGCUAGUCUGAAUUAGGUACUAUAUAAGAUGAUGUCUAAAUUAGGAAAAUGCUGAUGAAAAAUAGAUUGAAGAGACUUGGGCAGAGAGAUAAAAAACAUUAAACACCGAGUAUUAGGAAUUCAAGAGAUCUCUUCUUGAGGCUACUUACGUUUUGGCUACCUAUUAAAGUAAAUACAUACACAAAUUUAUAUUUCAGAUAAGUUGAAAUCAACUCAAGAAGCCUUAGCCUAAAAUGAACUUGAUUUACAAAAUUACAAUGAAUCUCUAUGUAAAUAACAGCCUAUAUCAAUUAGAAUAGGACAAGGAUGCUUAGGCCCAAGAAACCCAAAUUUAUAAUGAAUUGAAGGCUCAAUAUUAAAUUCAACUCUAAACUACUAGGAAUGCUAAAGAUUUUGUGAACUCUGCUGAAUUUAGCACAGUAAUUAGAAACAAAUUAAAUUAAGGGGGAUUGGCAUGAUUGAU
Messenger RNA from Paramecium octaurelia, 1248 nucleotides. The record is from the annotation of a GenBank genome assembly. NCBI's taxonomy places the organism in Eukaryota, Ciliophora, Oligohymenophorea, Peniculida, Parameciidae.